Messenger RNA from Atta colombica, 340 nucleotides. Its product is annotated as THAP domain-containing protein 1-like. The record is from RefSeq and is a predicted model, not a curated record. The transcript is spliced from 3 exons. NCBI's taxonomy places the organism in Eukaryota, Metazoa, Arthropoda, Insecta, Hymenoptera, Formicidae. Gene Ontology annotation, molecular function: sequence-specific DNA binding. The annotation marks the transcript as partial.
UUUUAUCGUGAUUAUAUCGCGACAAUUUAAAAAAGAUAUGACGAAACAUUGUGAGGUACUUAAUUGUCCAAAUCGAAAUAAAGGAAAAGACAAGAUUCAUGUGUUUAGUUUUCCGCAAAUAGAAAAUAUAGCAGCUAAAUGGAUUGAAGCAACCGGACGGAAAAAAUUUAUACCUAACAAAUACAGUGCAAUUUGUGAUAUCCAUUUUAAAUCAGAAGAUUUCAGCAACACUACAAGAAGAGUACGUUUAAAACCAGAUGUAAUACCUACUAAAAAUUUAAUAAACAAUUGUACAAGUUCAGAAAAAGUGAAAACAAUUAUAAAUGAAGUAAGAAAGCAA